Molecule: messenger RNA, 4711 nt
Organism: Mya arenaria
Lineage: Eukaryota; Metazoa; Mollusca; Bivalvia; Myida; Myidae
Product: autophagy-related protein 9A-like
Exons: 18
Coding region: 233-2572 (779 amino acids)
Biological process (GO): autophagy of mitochondrion; protein localization to phagophore assembly site
Cellular component (GO): phagophore assembly site; autophagosome
Source: RefSeq, a predicted model, not a curated record
CCAUAAUGCUAUACUUUGUUGAUAAUUUUCAAGAAAUAGAAGAAAUGCGUUUCAGAGAGAAUUCUUGGAUUUAAAUAUCUUAGGAAUGUACCUUUCACUAUCGUUGUGAAAUAAUGUAUGCAUUUAGUAGUUUUUGCAAUCAAAAUUGUUUCGAAAAGCAGAUAACAAAGUAAGAAAAGCAGUGAGGAAAAACGCCAGGUAAUGUGAGCUAAAAACUGCAGUGUUACUGAAGAUGGCAGAGUAUGAGACUCAGUACCAGGCUCUGUCUGUGUACGAUGAAGAUGACACAGGUGAUGACACAGACAACCAUACGGAGGCAGAUCUCAUGAUACAUAUGGUGCCCGACUCUAACAAAGCUCGCUGGAACCACAUAGAAAACCUAGAUGAGUUUUUCACAAGAGUUUACCAGUAUCAUCAGCGACAGGGCUUCCUAUGUAUGGUCUUGGAAGACUCUUUGCAGCUGAUUCAGUUUGUGUUUGUGGUGGUAUUCUCCAGUUUCCUGUGGAAAUGUGUUGACUAUGGAAAACUGUUUGCCAGCGAUCACAAGGUCACGAUACACGAGGCCGUCAACCACCAGUGCCUGCAAAGGUUUGAUGCCCCGAUCAUUCUCUGCCUCCUCGUAGCUGGAGCAUUCUGGCUGUUCCGUGUUAUCAAAGUCUUGUAUAAUAUUUUCCUCUACUAUGAGAUCCGCUCUUUCUACUUGACGGCGCUGAAAAUCUCGCCCGAGGACCUCACGAAUAUGACCUGGCACGAGGUUCAGACGAGAUUGCUUGACGUUCAGAAGGUUCAACAGAUGUGUAUUCACAAAUCUGAUCUCACCCAGCUAGAUAUCUACCACCGCAUAUUGAGAUUUAAAAAUUAUACCCUAGCCAUGGUGAACAAAGAUGUGCUUCCGUUAAAGAUUCAGCUGCCGUUGGUCGGAGAUUAUGUAUUUCUAAGCACAGGCCUGAAGUACAAUGUAGAAUUUCUUCUAUUCUGGGGUCCAUGGUCAGCAUUUGAGAACAAAUGGCAUUUAAGAGAUGAGUAUAAGGACAACAGCUUACAUAGACGUAAACAGCUGGCAGAAAAAUUAUCCCAGCGUAUACUGUGGCUAGGGCUUGCUAACCUGGCCCUAUCUCCUGUCAUAUUCCUGUGGCAGAUUCUAUACUCAUUCUUCAGAUAUGCAGAGUUGGUGAAAAGACAGCCAUCAUUUCUAGGAUCGAGACGAUGGUCCAACUAUGGGAGGCAAUAUAUACGUCACUUUAACGAGCUAGACCAUGAAUUUAAUGCAAGGUUAAACCGAGGGUACAAGGCAGCUGACAUGUACCUUAGUAUAUUCACAUCCCCACUGAUGUCUAUUAUAGCAAAGAACAUAGCAUUUUUUGCUGGUUCGGUGUUAGCUGUGUUGGUGGUUCUUACUGUGAUAGACGAGGAUGUUCUUAAUGUGGAGCACGUUCUAACCAUUAUGACAGUGGCUGGGGUCAUCGUUACCGCGUGCAAGGUGUUCAUUCCAGAUGAGCAUGCAGUCUACUGCCCGGAGGUGCUGAUGCGGAAUGUUUUGGCUCAGAUCCAUUACAUGCCUGACCACUGGGCUGGAAAUGCCCACACCACCAGAGUAAGGGGGGAAUUCUCCCUGCUGUUCCAGUUUAAAGCUAUAUAUUUGCUGGAGGAGUUGUUAAGUCCACUGACCACGCCACUGAUGUUGAUUUUCAAGUUCAGACAGCGUGCCAGUGAGAUUGUGGACUUUUUCCACAACUUUACCGUGGAGGUCGUUGGUGUGGGUGAUGUGUGCUCAUUUGCACAGAUGGAUGUUCGUAAACAUGGCAAUCCGCAGUGGAGCGAGUGUGAGACGGAGGCAAGCCAAACAGAACAGGGAGAGGAUGGCAAGACAGAAAUGUCCCUCAUGCACUUCCAUUUGACUAAUCCUGAGUGGAAGCCCCCAGACAACUGUAGUAUGUUCCUCAACCAGAUGCGAGAUCAGGUUCAACGAGACGUAGGGCCCCUUGCCUCCCUGCAGGCCCCUGAUAUGACAGGAAUUCUGGGGCCGUUCUCCAGUAUGAACCCUAGUGCAGCUACUGGGGUGGGACUAGGGUAUGCCAGCCUGGUAUCCAGUAUUACAGGACAUAGUACCAUGUUGUCACCCUCAAUGUCUGCUCCAUUUGCUUCUGGUAUAGCGCCUAAACUGCGAGGGGCCGUCUCCCAGACAGAGGGCCCCAUGAUGAGCUCAAUGGGGCCAGGAACCAGUUUCUACAGCCCCUCAGCAUCCCUAACCCAACCCCACCCCUCCUUGGGAGUCCAAUCCCCGAGCUCCCUGAACCACCCGACAUCCAUCUCCCAGCGCCAUUACGACGAGGGACAGAUUGAGUUAAUGUCGACGGAGAUGAGCUUCAGCGCAUUGUAUAUGCAUGAUCUACGUACGCGGCGAAAUCGAGGUUAUCCGUAUGAAAAUAUGGACGAUAUUCGGACACGAUCGCUAUGGCAACGGCAUGACCCCGCCCAAGCUACGCCCUCUUCAGGGGGAACAACUCCGAUGCCAGAAAUUGUAGAAAAACCGCAGGAAGAAGACACUGGCGCCCAAGAACAGGAACUGUGAAAAAUAACCUGCAAGAGUUUAGGCCUAUAUGAACAUUUUAUUAAAAAACGUUUAUUGAAUUGUUAUGAUAUGCUAGAAUUAAACCAUUUCUAGUAUAAGGCAUGAUCUAUCACGCUCAAAGAGGCGUUCUUUUGAGGAGUGAGUGCUGGUGGAAGGGUUUUGUGUAGAGUUGUUGCAGAUAUUCAGAUGGAUUUUACUUUUGUGCAUUGUAGGCACCAGAUGUGAGAGUUCUUGUAAUCUGAUUGCAUAAAGUAAGAUACAGUUGUACAGUGUACCAGUAAACUAUAGGAUAAUGGAUUUUCAGUUCAAAUGGAUGCUUGUUUUGUAUUAAAAAUAUAUUCUCAGGUGUUGUAUGCAAUGUAGCUAUUUGGAUAGGCUUAUAGCAUGUUAUUCAAGUUGUGAAAUUUAUGGUUGUAGCAAUAUUAAUUAUUAAUGUAGCUUUUGUAAAGCACCAAAUUAAGGUUCCAUUAUUUACUGUUUAAUUUAAUUCUUGUAACUUAUAAUUCUAUGCAUUUAUGUUAUCGGAAUGAAUUACCGUGUUUAUUUUCUGUUAUGUAUUUCUCACCAGAAAGUUUAGUGGUGAUGUUUGUGUAUCUUAUAAUGCAGUUAACUUGUUUGUUUUGUUCAUAUGAAUUUUUCCAUGACCCAAAUUUACUUACCCAAACAAUUCCAUGACAUUGACUCAUCUAACCACUCCCUGCCAUCUUUUCACAGUUAGUGAUAAGACAGAAAUUGAACCCCCCCCCCCCCCCUUCUUUCAAAAUAACCCCUCUCCCUCUGAUCCUUCUUUUUAAAGUUAGUACUUACAUGUAUACCAAACUCAACCCCCUAUCCCCUUCUUUUCGAAGUCAGUUAUUAUACCAAACCUGAAUUCCGCCCCCUCCCCUUUUCAAAGUAUUUUUGCUUUGUUAGCGUAUUAUAGUUUUGUUGUACCAGACUGUUGUUGGUAGAUGCAUAAGAACGGAUAUUAUAACUAUGUGCUAGGAAAUCUUUGUAACUAAUUAAUAGUUGAUAAAUCCCAUAAACAAUGGGUAAUUGUCAAUUGAAUUGAAAAGUAGAAAGCAACUGUUCAUACACAACAGAAAAUAUUGCAAUGCAGGUUCAUAUUGCAAAAGGCAUUACUAAUGCAAUUGUAACAGAACUGUUUUCACAGAUUUAAAUACAUUUAAAGAUUAACAUCACCAAAAAGAAAUCUAGACAAGUCCUUUUGUGUUUUAGGACCUAAUGCAAGGAACUGAAACUAUGAAUGGGCUGUAGGAGAUUAAAUUGACCAAACUUUUGAACUGUUCUAAUUGCAAAGCUAUCCUGUCACUAGCCUGAAGGUCAAGAUCUUGAUUGAAAGUCACAGCGUAUGAUAUAUCUGCACUUCAUAGAUUUUAAAACUCACUCUGGCUUUUGAUGGUUUUAAAAUAACACUGAAAAUGGACUGAAAAUUCUUGUGAAGAUGUAUUUCAAGUAGAUCUUUCAUUGACAGAUCUUUGAAAAAUUUAUUAUUGCAAAGCUACCUGGUAUCAGUAACUUCUGUGAUAAUUGAUACAAAAUGGCAUGGCCCCAAUUUCUCAACUGUCUUCUAUCUCUCAUAACAGGAUCAAGCCUAAGCAACUCCAUAUAAAGAGAUUUGGGACUUAUAAAGGAAAUUAUUUGAAUGACAAUCACAAUGAACUAUUUUUGGGGAUUGUUAAAACAAGUUUAUGCAAAUUAUUUGGCUACCGGUAAAUGAAAUAUGAUAUUCAAACCUGUUCAGCUUAAUAAAUUUCAAUAUGGAGCAUGAAGUUUAUUUCUUGAAGGCGUUUAAAAGUUCGAGAAAACUUGAUUGAUUUUACAAAUACGAAAUUAAUAUUAGAAUCUGGAUGGCUUGCACAGUGUCACAAUAAUUAUACAGAUAUAAAGUUCCUAAUGCACAGUUAUAAAUUAUGUCAGUGUACAUGUGUUUAGUUGGUGUUUUGUUGAUAUGUAUACUAGUCUUUCAUUAUUUUACCAUGUAAAUAGUUUUUAAACAAGAGUGCUGGUGUAAAUACUUAAAAAAUUACAUACCUGUAUAUAAAACCUUAUAACAACUUGUAUGUAGUAACAAUUGCCAUAUGUGAUUGCAUGUUUGAAUGUAUUUUUUUGUGUUUUGCACAUUAAAUGUUAAAGAUU